CGCCAUCUCCGACGCCAAGGCGGCCGCUGCGAAGGCGACCCGGACGCUGAGCGUCUCCGGGAUGAGCAAGAGCAACGGGUACUUCUGGAUCUUCGGUGGCUCUACCGUUUCGACGACGAGCGUGACGGGCCGGUUUGGGUUCGUCCAGAAGCUGACGACGCCGGACCUCAUCGCCUCGACUGUGCCGUUCGAGAACAGCGCGACGGAUAUGAUCAUCACGUGUGUGCCCGCGGCAGCCGCCAGGGCCUGCGACGUCUACGCCAACACCGUCAACGUCGGCCGGCGGACGAAGAGCUCGAGUGCGGUCCCGACGCUCAACCUGAUUCGUUUCUCCCCGCUGUCCUUCGUCAACACGCGCACCAUCGCGCAAGCCGCCGCGGGGAUGAACCCCAGCGGCAACUUCGACAUCACGCGCGGCUUCGUCUUCAGCGGCCAGCUCCCAGUCCCCCCUCUCGCGUUCACGCUGAUCCACGAGGUCCAGCACUCGGACCCGCUCAUGAACAACCCCCAGAUCGAGCGCUUCAUCGACCAGAAGGUCGCUGGGGUGCGCGCCUAUGGGUUCAACCAAAUCCAGAACCUCGCUGCCCCGUUGAAGCCGCAGAACCCGCAGAACUACGCGUUCUUCGCGCUGUUGGCCCAGUCGAACCCCGAGUUCUUCGACUCCAAAUGCUUCAUCGGAAACCAACUCGGCACUCGUGAGCUGCUCGAAGAGGGGUCUGAGGAGUCGGACGAACUCGGUGCUCGCGCGCUGGUUGAUGAAGUCACGGAUGGCGAAGACGUUCUCGAUGGUUCCGAAGAUCUCUCCGCGAGAGCAAUCAGGAAACCUAUCGGGAAGAAGCCUAUCGCCAGACCCGUCACGAAGAAGCCCAUCGUCAGGCCUGUGGGCAAGCCUGUCGUGAAACCCGUCACGAAAACGUCCACCAAGCCAGUCACCAAGCCAGUCACCAAGCCAGUCACCAAGCCGCCCACCAAACCCGUCACGAAUCCGCCCACGAAGCCGGUGACCAAGCCGCCCACUGCACCGGUCGCAACCCAGCCUGCGCCUCCGAGGGCCUCCGCGUCCAAAGCGGACGCCUGCUCCGCCAGCGCGAAGGUGUGCACGGCGUGCGCGAAGAUCGCGAAGGGCAUCCCGGGCGACGUCGAGCUGAGCCACUUUGACGACGAUUCAGUGCAAACUAGGGGUCGUGGUCGUGUAUCUUUUGGCUGGAUGUAACCUUGAUCUGCUGGAAAUGAGAAGGUUAAUUCGUUGGAGUCGACGCUUGGAUGGGUGUCGGCUUGAUACCAUUCCCUGCUUGAAGCGAGCCAGAGCUCCGAUUCCGCGGCAUGACUUCACGGCGGCCGUCGUGCAGAGAAGAAUACACGCCAGCCAGUGUUUGGCGUAUCCAGGAAGCACGGAAAGUACAUCGAACAUGUUCGCGCGUUGAGUACGACGAUAGAAUUCUAGUCGCGGUCGCUGGUCGUUGGUAGCAGCAGUGGCAUCGACAUGGGAGGCCAGUUGCGCGUUGUCGUCAAGUCCAAGCCUAGGGGUGUAGUAGUUGCCAGUCGAUGAAGAUAGCCACGCCUUGUCAUCGGUGGGCGAAGAGACGGGGGCCGAGCCGAUGCGACAACGCACGGUGACGGGGGUGCUGAUCGGACGCGACACACGUACUGGUAUGCAGGCCCUUGUUCCCCUCUGCUCUGCCUUCCAUUUUUUCAUCCAGGAUUUACGACGCGUUGACGUCAGCCGCGAGUCCCUCAGCAUGCGUGCGAAGCUGAGAGAAAGAUUCGUAUUCAAUGGUGGAAGGCGGCGUUGCGAGGACUCAGGCGACGCGUUUGUUCAUGACGCACCGCUCGCAGUGUAGGUAUCGGAAACUUACACGGUUUCUGACAUGAUACAAAGAAUACUUCUGGCACAUCCGGGCCACUCGGUGAGGCCUCGGUAUUGACUCGGGCAUCGGGAUGCCCAGAUAAGGUGGAUUUAGAAGCCACGGCGACGCGGCUAGAAAGAUGAAGCAAAGUGGGGCGGAGGUCGGGCGAAAUGAUCGCGAUCACGUGUGGAGUCGGUGCCCUACCCUGAGCAGUCCGCGCGGCUACCAUCGGUUCCGGGCAUCUUUUUGUCUUGGGUCUCCGAACUUGUCCGAGUCCUGUGCUAUGAUGUCUUGCAGGUAGAUGGAUAAGUAAUGAUGUCUUGUAUUUAGAUGGAUUCUUGCGGCUGCAAGUUUAGUCACUUAGAGGUGCCGCUAAACAACGUGGAGCAGCAGGGAGCGGCCAGCAGAUUAUUACCGCCUGAGCGAGAAAGAUCCGAUCCGAGCCACCUCAAGCGCUUGGCUUGGUUGAUGAUAGACACAAGCGGCAGAUAUGCAACACAGGAUACUGAACGCGUUCUCGAAGCAUUCAUUCCGAACUUUCAAGAUGAUCUGCUUCUUUCUCUAGGAUAUGCUGAGAUGGCUCACGGAGGCGCACCAUCGUCGUCGUCCAUGUACAAUUCAGACUGCUUGCUACACAGCACCCAGUUCAGAUAACCCGGAGGACGCCGCUGACAGGAGACGCGGACGAUCCCGGUAGCCAAACACAAGAAAAUCGUAACUCCUUUGACACCUACUUUUUGACACUUGCAUCCGUGGAUUGACAACUGAUCGAAGAUCUCACGAAUGUGCAGUCUCUGCCAAGUCCACCCGACAACCUGGCACAUCCAGCGUCUACGCACACCCACCGAGGCCGCGACGGGCCUUGGGCCUUGGCCUCGGAGAGAACACCGCUCAGGCGUCUAUUGCUCGGCCGUUGCUCGAGUCCAGCUACCUAGCGGGCGCUGCUGAACAGAGACCAAGCUUUCCUAUCGGAAAUCGUGAUUUGGUUGUGAUACCAAGAAGGUUGUUUGUCUUCUCACAGCCGAAACGGUUCGCACAGCCGCCCAGCAGCUACCCCCAAUCUUAGUCGACGAAAUAUGAUUGGCUCCGCGAUUCGGUCAUUGUUCUGCUUCUCGUCCAUGAAUACUUGGCACUGGGCUUCAAAUACUUAUGUGAUCCUAAGAGCCAUGAGCCGCUCACCCUGGUUUCGGUUGCUUCGUCGUGUGGAGCUCGUCGAUUUCGGCCGCUGCUUCUUCUUCUUUUUCGCGCAGGGCGUGCAUACAUUAAGGAGGCGCCAGUUGUUUCUGUCUCCUCAUCGACAAUCCCUUUCCUCGGUUUCCUUUCUUUCUUUCUUCCCUUUUCCCGUCUUUCCCUCCUUCACCCCCUCAAAAUGGAGAACCAAUCCAAAGUCAGUUCCCUGUUCCGCCGGAUCCACGGAUGGUCGUGGCAAGCGUUCCCGAUCGGUAUGGGCACCGGUGCCGUCUACGUCUCGCUCUCUGGCCUCGAGGCACAGACGCCCGCGCUGGUGACUCUCCAAGUGGUCUUCUACUUCAUCAACAUGGCCCUCUUCCUGCUCAACACGAGCACCCUCCUCGCGCAAGCCAUCGUCUUUCCGAGGCAAGCAUGGAGGCUGGUGCAGGACCCAGUCAAAGGCAUCUUCGUCCCCCUCGUCGUCCUCUCGUUCGCCACUAUCAUUAUCGGGACGAUCAACUACGCGGUGCCGCCCAAACACAUCGGACCGGAGCUGAUCUAUGUGCUGUUUUGGGUGUACACGGUGUUCGCGCUGCUGACCUGCUUCCCGAUGAUGAUGAUCUGGUUCAAUAAGCCACACGAUUUGAACCACUUCACACCUGCCUAUGCGUUCUUGGUCUUCCCUCUGAUGCUGGUCGGCGUGGUUUCUUUCAACGUUCUGAACGUGAUGGCGAACGACGAUCCCCGAGCUCUGGGCGUCCUCUUUGUCGGCUAUUUCUUCCAGGGUCUCGGGUUCUUCAUGACCUUCAUCUACAUCUGCAUCUAUGUGAUCCGGGUUAUGACCACUGGGUUCUUGGACGGACAUCAGGCAAACGGUGCAUUUGUUGCCUGCGGCCCCCCUGGCUUUACUGCCCUUGCUCUGCUCAACCUCGGACGCCACGCCAAGGACCUUCUGCCCCAGUUCAAUCUCGUUUCGCCGCAAGCGGGCGAGAUCUGGUACGCCGUCAGCAUCAUGUCGGCGCUGAUGCUGUACGGGCUCGCGGUGUUCCUCUUCGUGUUUGGUGUUCUGCCGUAUUGGUUCAAAGUGCAUAAACACUUGAACGAGAUCCUUGGAUGCUGGGCGCUGACCUUCCCUAAUGUCGGCUGGAUCAACACCACGAAAUCGCUCGGCAAACUGUUGAACGUCCCGGGGCUGCUGACACUGCAUGCGUGUUUGACGGUCGUGAUCGUGAUCACUUGGGCCGUGCUCAUCGUCCUGACCGCGAUCGCAUUCUGGAAGGGGCUCAUUUUCUACUCCAAGCCAGAUGACGUGCUCAAGGACUCGGCCUCCACAGCCUCCACGGAGAUCGAGAAGCACGAGCCGGCGUCGCCGCUCGCGAUUGACCAAGAGCGGCAUUCUCACCAGAGCGGCGCAUACAACCACCAAAAACUUUUUCCAAUGUUUUCAUUCCGUCCACAAUGUGCUCGUCCACUGCAACAGCUCUGUUUGCGACGUAACAUCGCUUUCUCGUCUCCGAGAUUCGCCUCUCCGCAGGAUGCUGCGUCGGAAGACGCCUUGGAGCAAGCUGAGCGCGUAGAGGCACAAGCCGCCCGGCCCACCCAGGACUCCGACUCCAAGCUGGAAGACAUCUCCACACAGCUUAGCACAUACCGCGGGUUUCUGAAGGCCAUGGACAAGUACAGAGUCGCACAGCCGAAUAACUACAUCUCAGGGGAAACGAGAGCCCCGUUCCCCAUGAACUACUCCUUCAAGCCCCCGAACCCCAUAUCCGAUGCCGUGAAGACGCAAAUGUACGAGCAGUACAUGUUGGACCCGAGGAGGAAUAACAUCCGUGUCCUGUCUCAACGGUUCCACGUCAGCCUGAAACGUGUCGACGCUAUCCUGAGGCUCAAAGGAUUGGAGGCUGCUUUCGUCAAGGAAAAACCUCUCCAAACCGGCUUCCAAUGGGGCAUGGAAAUGCUGCUCGGGGUCCGCGAUGGUCCGGGUGUUCAAUUCAGCAACGUUCACGCUGCCGAUCUCCUCGAGGAGAAGGAGAAUCGUGACGCAGAACGGCAGCGUUUCCAGAGACAGUACUGGGAGUCUGCGUACGAUGAUGGCAAGGAACCCAUCCUACCAGCUGCUCUGCAGCACGCCAAGCUUCUCGCCGAGCGCUCGGCUGCAGAGUCACUGGCCAACAAGUCUAAUCCCCGUUUGAUGCCGCGGUUCCCCGACACAGCUACGAUCAAGUCGCCUCGAGAGCCGGUUCAGAAGGUCACACGACCUGGUCGGAUGCCGAUACACUUUGUCGACAUUGGGGGCAAGUUUAUUGACAUCAAGGAGCGGGAACGCCGGAUUAAGGCUGGGGGCAGACGCCACGGGGUGAAUGCGCGCAGGUCGCACCUGAAAGUGCUCUCGGGAUCGAUCAUGGGUCGCACGCCCAGCGAACGAGGCUUGCGGGCGGGGAUCAAGCGUCGGGAAGCGGCGGUGGCUGCCGGGAGUGCUGCUCUAGCCACCCAGCCACCCUCUUCUGCCACAAUGUCUCCCGCUUUGCUCUCUGAAGUUCCUGCUGUCGUCGAGGCACCGAGCGACCCCAAGGUCGAGGCUGCCGCCCGCGCCGCACCGUACUACAACGCGCGGCUCGACCCGGCCAACUACCUCGAGGGCCCGCUCUCGGAGAACCCCGCGACGCGGCUGAGGCAGCUGCUCGCCCGCCCCGGGAUCGUCACUGCCCCGGGAAUCUGUGAUGGAAUCAGUGCCCGUGCUGCUGUUGAGGCCGGUUUCGAGUGCCUGUACCAGAGUGGGGCAGCCACGACAGCUUCUAGACUCGGCCAGCCGGAUCUGGCUAUUGCCACCUUGAACGACUUUGUUGGGGCCGCGGAGAUGGUCUGCAGUCUGUCGCCGACAACGCCAGUCAUCGCUGAUGCCGACACUGGCUUCGGUGGACCCGCGAACGUGGCGCGGACGGUCACAAAAUACGCCCGGGCGGGCGUUGCCGGCCUGCACAUCGAGGACCAGGUCCAGACAAAGCGCUGCGGUCACCUCCUCGGCAAGCAGGUCGUCUCGCGCGAGGAAUUCGUCACCCGAAUCCGCGCUGCUGUGAUCGCUCGUGACAUGAUCCCCGGCGGAUCCGACUUUGUGAUCAUCGGCCGCACAGAUUCUGCGCAGGUCUUGGGCAUGGACGAGGCGAUCGAGCGGCUCAAGCUCGCUGCCGACGCCGGUGCCGAUGUGUGCUUCAUCGAGGGUGUCAAGACGAAGCAGCUCUUGGAACGCACCGUCCGACUGCUCGCACCCAAACCCGUCCUGGUCAACGUCAUCUCUGGCGGCCUCACCCCCUCCUUCACAUCCAAAGAAGCCGAGGCCACCGGUGCCAAGAUCAUCAUCUUCUCGCUGGCUUCAUGUGUGCCGAUGAUGCACGCCGUUCGCGCUGCCAUGAAGUCGCUGAAGGAGACCGGCACCGACUUUGCCUGCGCACAGGGCAUGGGCCCGCGCGAGUUCUUCGAGGUGAUGGGCCUCGAGGAGGUGAUGACCAUAGAUUCCAAGGCUGGCGGGUCCGCGUUCGACUCCAUCUGAGCAUUGGCGCAUGUACCAUUGUACAACUAGAGCACCUGUUUUUAUAUACAUGAGGCAAUAUGGAGCCGAUCCUGUUCAACGAUUAUCUUGAGCUUGUGGGCAAGGCACAACCAGGAUGUUUCUAAUAUUCAGUGCCCCUGGUGAUCGACUGCUCCUUGAAUGCACCGCACAGAAAUGUUCGACGAGUAUGAGAACCUCACGAAAAUUCUCAAAGCGUAAACGAACCCUCGCUCGGAACCUUGUCCCAUCCCAAAGCAGGCCCCCAGGUUCUCCACAUCCUGCCGACCACCCGCAGCUUAUCCUCCCGCUCCAUCGUCGUGCUCUCGAGAUCGGUCACAUCCUCCAAAAAGCCCUCUCGUAGCCUGGACCUCUUCGGCAGCCUCGACUCGGCAAAAGUUCGCAGGCGAGCCACAGAGAUGAGAAUCAUCCCGCUGCUCGUGUUGGGCCGCGCACGAUGCUUCGCCGUGAGCAGGCAUUCAAUCCGUCUGUUUCCUCCUUCAGCGACAGACACGAACGGAGAACGAAGGACUCACCGCAACGCCGCCCAGGCCGCUGCUCGCUGGAGCUUGCCUCCGUAACGGCCGUCGCUGGGGCCGCUUCCGAGCAACGACGAAAGAGACCGUCCGAGGACGAUCGUAAUGACCAUGGCGGGCGCCAGGCCGACGAACGCAAACGUCAGUUCUUGCGACUUGAGCAGUUUGUCGAUACCAGCGAGGGCCUGGUCGAUGUCGACCUUGGCUUUUUGCACUUGGAUGAACAUCGAGCGCAGGAGUGUCCCAGUCAGAGCUGACUUGACCGGGGAUUUGAUGUCUUCCUCGUACAAUCGGAGGACGGGGGUGAGGUCCCCGACACGGAUCUUGGCGGAAAGUUCAGCGAGCUGCGUGGAAUUGUAGCGCAGCUGAUCUUGGGCGAGCGACAAGGUCAUGCGCUCCAGCGACUGGGAUUGCCGUCAGAAGCUGCAUCAUCCAGGUUCGAGUGUGAGCCUACAUCCAAGUCUGCAACGACUCCUUCUUUCCUAACAAUCACACCAUCACCUCCUCCAGUUCUGACCGUGGUCAAUAUGUCCUUGAUCGGCUCGACCAGCGAGUUCUUGAUGAACCCUUGCGCGGUUUCCUUCGCGUCUAGUGCCAUUUCCCACAUAGAUGCUCGAGACACCCACAGCGAGCGGAUGGCAUAGAGGCUCAGAGGCGGCAAUAAAAGCAGCUUCGGCCAGAUGAGCGUGAAACGCGACGGUCUGCUCAACUGGAGGAGCUCAGCUGCAUGCGCAGCGAUAUGGGCAGGGAGCAGUGAGCUCGACAACUUUUGGACAACGUUUUGCUCGUUCUCUGCUCGAAAAUCGCUAUCGGUCACGAUUCUAGCCAAUCCGUGCUGCAGGAAGGAGUUCUGCGAGGACGCUGAACUACGCAGGGCCGCCAAGUCACCCAGUUUGUCUGCCCUAUUGUCUCUCAGCUGUUCGAGCCGCUGCCGUUUGUAGCGGCACUCGUCGCGGGCAAGACUGAGUGGCUGGCAUAUGCUGGACCAGAUGAGCGACGGGAUAUGCGAUCGAGGUGGUAACAUCGAUGAUGUCAUUGCUGUUCCGUCCUCGAGGUGAGGAAAAAGAGCCCGCGUCAAUGCCGAAGGCCUGAGUGCAGUCGAUGGAAACAGGCGGAUCAGUGACGAGGGCGAGAAAGACGCGAGGUUGAGAGGGAGAUGGUGUUC
Molecule: messenger RNA, 8265 nt
Organism: Mycena citricolor
Lineage: Eukaryota; Fungi; Basidiomycota; Agaricomycetes; Agaricales; Mycenaceae
Source: the annotation of a GenBank genome assembly